Diorhabda carinulata is the source of this 6240-nucleotide messenger RNA. RefSeq names its product facilitated trehalose transporter Tret1-like. The transcript has 3 exons. Gene Ontology annotation, molecular function: transmembrane transporter activity. Gene Ontology annotation, cellular component: membrane. Gene Ontology annotation, biological process: transmembrane transport. NCBI's taxonomy places the organism in Eukaryota, Metazoa, Arthropoda, Insecta, Coleoptera, Chrysomelidae. Bases 267 to 1700 code for a protein of 477 amino acids. The record is from RefSeq and is a predicted model, not a curated record.
GGUAGAACAGUGAUUAACUUAUCUGAUAGUACGUGAAUAAAAAUAGUAUUGUUAUUAUAUAAAUAGCCACCGUUGAUACAGAUCAUAGGUUAGUCGCCAGUGAGAUAAAAAAUACACUACGACUCGUCGCGAUUUUAAUUUAAUAAUCCAUUUCUUAUCAAUAUUGUAUAAAGAGUAAUAUCAGGUCUUCAAGUGUCCCCCAUCUUCUUCAAUCAGUAACAGUCCCACAUGAUAGUGACGUUGUAGUGCUUUCAUUUUCAUCAAUAAUGGCAAAGUUUUUCAACUACACUUUUUUAGUUAUUUGUACUGUUGGUUUCUUGGCAGUCUCGGUAGAUGUUCCAAUAUCAUGGACUUCGCCGAAUUACGUAAAAUUAUAUUCCAACGAUUCUUCCAUAAAUCCGCUGCCGAAUCCUAUAACAGUUAGUGAAGAUGGUUGGAUUGGUUCACUUGUAACCAUUGGAGCUAUAAUAGGUCCAAUACCAGCGCCAUACAUUUGUUCCAAGUUCGGAAGAAAAAACGCUCUACUUGCGUCCGCCUUACCUUUGAUAACUUCAUUUUAUAUGCUAGCUUUCGCAAAAAACGUCUAUACAAUCUAUGUAGCGAGAACUCUUGGUGGUAUGUCGUUAGGUGCUGGAUAUGCUUUAUUACCAAUAUACGUUGGAGAAGUUGCAGAAGACUAUAACAGAGGCAUGUUAUCUCAAGCUAUCAACGUCUUUUGGUCCAUUGGAAAUUUUAUAGUAUACUCAACUGGGCCGUUCAUGUCCUACAAAGCGUUCAAUUUAAUGAUAGCGAUGCUCCCAACAAUAUUUUUCUUUCUUUUCCUUUUACUAGCUCCCGAAUCUCCGUAUUAUUUGGUAGCGGAAAAUAAAAUGGAAAAAGCCGCCAAAUCGCUAAUGUUGUUGAGAUCAAAAGACAAAGAUGCUGUGCAAGAAGAAUUAGUAUUCAUCAAAGACCAAUUGAACGAUCAUAAAGAAAAUGGCGGUUUAGCCGAUUUAUUCGCCGAUGAUAUUGUUCGUAAAGCUUUUAUAAUAUGUUUAUUAUUAGUAUUCUCUCAAGAAAUGUGCGGGUUUUCAGCGUUAUUUUUCUACAUGCAACUUAUAUUUCAGGCUUCUGGUUCUCAAUUAUCCGACGACAUAUCGUCACUCAUAAUAUCGGUAAUAAUUCUAACCAGUAGUUUUAUUUCUCCGUUCACGGUAGAUCGCUUCGGUAGAAGAACUUUAAUAGUCGUUUCUUGUUUCGGAAUGUGUUUUUCGUUAGCAGCACUGGGAAUAUUUUUCUAUUUAUUAGAAUAUACUAGCAUAAGUACGGAACCAUUAUAUUGGCUCCCUAUAACUAGUUUAGUGUGUUUCAUCUUCUUUUUUAAUUUCGGGAUGUCGGUACCUUGGACAGUUACGGCAGAAAUGCUUCCGGGACACGUAAAAGAAACUGCUACUACUAUUAUCACUAGUACAAGUUGGAUAGUAGCUUUUCUUUUAACUUUAUUCUUCAAUGACAUAACUUCAAUAAUGGGAAUGGGGCAGACUUUUUGGUGUUUUGGAUUGUACUGUUUCGUAGCUGGUAUAAUGGUAUUCCUUUUCGUACCAGAAACUAAAGGGAAAAGUUUUAGUGAAAUUCAAGAUAUUCUUAGGUACGGUGGUAUGUUUCAUUUUAGAUCUAAAAAAUACGUAUCUGAAAAAAGCAAAGGCGUAGAAAAAUAUUAGAUAAUUUUUUGUAUUAAUUAAAUUGCAGAAUAAGCUCGGUUUUCGUAAGGACAAAAAUUAAUUGUGUAGAAAAAGUCAAAUAGAAAAUGCAAAAGAUGAUAUUUGUAAUACUCCUAUAUUCCUAAUGGUCGUAAGUAGAAGGGUGGCCCAUGAAGAGAGGCAGCCAAUGACUAUAGUUCUUCCAAUAUCAAUUGCAGACUAUAGAAACCCUUGUCGGCAGGAAUAUUUCGAAGAAAUUGUGUACAUACGCCUUCCGAUAGUUUCGGCCAAUAGCAAUACAUGUUUACGAUUCGAUGUUUUCAUUGGUAAACAGUGGAAAUGAUGAAUCCGCGUGGACUAACGGUUUGUUAGAUGUUUACCGAGUAAAUAUUAUUUUUCAUUCUUUAAUUUAUUAUGAGUGCCGUGCGUAUUUAUGAAAUAUUGAUUGAUCCUCGCAUAACUGUAUUUUGCAAUUGAUAUUGGAAGAACUAUACUUCUAUCUCGUUCUUUUUAUUUGAAGCUUGGGGGUUUGCAAGUGGGGAAAUCUAUCUAUUAGUAGCGUUCCUUUCCCAUGAAAUCUCAGUUAAUUUCUUCUUCUUCUUCCGCCCAUGGUUGGUUGCUGGGUGGAUAAAGUAGCCUGGUGACUGCCACUGCUGGUCCCAAGCUCGGGUAAAGGAGGAGGGUUGUCAGGUGAGGCCAGCAACCUGCCUGACGUAAAAAGAUUUGCUGCUCACAAAUCCAACGAUUAGCCUCGGAAUAGGAUGGUCCAAGCGUUGACGAACUCGACUAGAAAUUGGAAUAAGAAUACGGAAUUCAAUUCUACGUCCCAUUUUAAUUUUACACAAAUCAGAUGAAUUACCCCUUACCGAUGCAGCAACAACUUUUGUUUUGGGAAAAUAACUCAAUUCAGUCAUUUGACAAAUGAUUGAAAAGUUUUAGGAUAUAUUUACUUGUGGUUAAGAUUUGCGAAUUAAUUUUUAUUCUACUUUUGUAUUGGCUAGUGCAUUUUGGAUUAGAAUACAAUGAACUGAUUGCAUGUGUCUCAGUUUGUUAUUCCAUUUGAGCCACCAUAUCAAAGUGAGAGCAGGUGAGCUGAUAUUAUCAGCUCAAUUUGAAAUAAAUCAGAUCAUUUGCAAAAGGAAAGCUAUGAUUGUAAUGAAUUUUGUUUACCGAUAAUCCAUUCACGAUCAUGCGCAUUAGACUUAACGUAUAAUAAGUGAAACGUGCAUUUUGGUGUCUUGAAAAGGAUGACGAUCCAACAGUGCAGACAUACGUCAUAUAGACUUGAAAUGCUAUGUGAAUGCCCGAAAAUAGAGCAUUCGCACGAACGCAAUUUUAUACAUAGAUGAGAUAUUAAACGGAACAAUUAAACAUUUUGAAAAUAUAAUUUUCAAUUAUUUAAAAUAAGAUUUAUAUACAUACGUAUAUAUAAUUCAUAAUAACAAAUGAAAAAAAUAAUAAACGGCUUGAUUCCAACUCACGAACCAAAAAUGGUUACUUUAAAGCGGUGCACAGAAUGAACGCGAAUAUGGUGCGCUCUAGACGUUCAUAAAAGUAAUGGUUGGCUGGUAAACAUAACCUUAAAAGUGAAUGUAUAUAAUGAAAUUUGAGCGGUGAUUAACGAUUUUGAAUUAUUUAUAAUGUAAUAUAUUCUUACUUUACUGCAUGAAAUGUGUAGAGAAAUAUACACAAAGCGACAUUUGACACGGCGUUGGUGGGUAAGACCCUGCAAUUUGAAUAGAAAUAUCUACAGUUACUUUACUACAACAUAUUUCAAAACGAACGAAAUAGAUCCAGACGAAUUUUUCAAACAUAGAUGAAUGAAUCGGGGUUAUAUUAUCAACUUAUUAACCAGACACUCAACAAAACAUUCAAUAAGAAAACCCUAUUGUCGAUUAGAUUUGGAAGUUAAUCACCAGUUCUUGUCACGGAUUUUUCAAACGGGAAUAUGAUUCCCAAAAUAAAUCUGGCAUAUUUUAGUUUUCUUGUAUCUAACCGAAUUCUAUCAGCCUUUUACUCAGAGAAGUCGUUUUUCAGGAUAUCUGCAACUACAAACUAAAUUAGAAAAGUGAGGUUAUGUUUUUGACGUUCAGCGACGAUUAGCGCGUAAAAAGUAGAAAGUUGGUUAACUUCGACGUCAAGAGCGCAUACAAGCGCGAUCAUUAUGUGCGUUAUGAGAGUUUCUCAACAAAUUGAUCUAUCUUUGACAUUUAUGAACGUCUUAAGAGUGUCAUGCUCGUUUUCAUUCUGUAUACCGCUUAACCGUGUUAUAAGCUUCCAAUGGAUGGAGCGUCUCUCUUAUACUUACUUACUACAGUCGCUCAGUUUGUGCACAGCGGAUCAAGUCUGAAUAAGAGAGAUAUAAGAAUGCAGUUGCUGUUUCUCUUGGUGUGCAGCACUUUUACUUACGGGGAUCAGCAAUAUAGGAGUAUUAAAUAUAUGGUACAGUUCCUUUAAAUCUGUUAAUAAUGUCAAUGUUUUGACUUCUUCAGUGCAAGCAGCUUAGUAUUCUUUUUCGUAAAAUCAAUAUAGCCAACUUAAAUGUUUGUUUUUCUGUAUCCCUGACUCCGAUUUGUGGUUUUACUACAUACAAGUCAACAGAGAAAAACUUUUUUGCCUUUACGAAAACUGAAGUUUAAAAAUACAGUUUAAAGAAGUGUGAAAAGGCAGUUGAAUUCGCUUAAUUAAUGAAAUUUACAAUUUUAAUAUAUUCAAAUCUUAUCUGAAAUCUUAAAAUCGGAAAGCUACUUACACAUUUUUGUCAAUUUAAAUAAUAUCUAUUUAUAGAAACUCUACUAACAAUAUAGCAGAUGCGUAUAUAGUUAAUGUAUAAAUUUGGGACGAGAUUAUUAUUUGAAAAAUUUUAUUGAUUUUUAGAAUGAAUACUCAAGUAUAAAGCAUGAUGAUCACAAAAAAGUGCGUAGUAAAUUAGUUUAAUAUCUAUUGUUUCAAAUAUUUUGAAAUUUUUCACUCUCCUCUUGUAAAUAGUGAUUUAUGGCAAAUAGUAUGAAAAUGCUACUUUAAUUCAAUAUUUCAAUUUUUCAAUAUUUAUAUCUUAAUCGUUUUUCUGUGUUUAUGAAUAAUUUUUUAGAUGGUAAUGAAUUUUAUCUAAGUCCACUAUCAAGUGUGAUACUUUGAGUCGCUCCUUGGCAUUAGGAAACGUCACAUUUAUAUAGAUUGAAAACAAUACUAUUAAAGACACAGUUAUUUGAAGUAAGUCAAUUUUCUGGGUGAAUAUUCUCUUGAACUUCUUGUCAAAUGUUAAUUUCAUUUGAAGCUGUGUUAUCUACAUGUAUGCUAGGGGCUUGGCCCAGAAUGUUUUCCGGAAUUCCUCUCUUAUUUUCUAAUGAACCCUCAACAUAGCCCUCGGCUUCACUGUUGGAUUACCAUUAUCCAUGUUGCUUAGAAUUUCCGCUUCUGACUCUGUCAGGAGAGACGCUGACAAGCGUCUGAAACAAUGCUCUGUGUAUCCUUUAACAUUAGGUAGACCCAGGUACUGAGUAAUCUUUGCUGGUAAUUUUCCAAUGGUGUUUAUGCACUCAAGUUGUAUGAUUUAUUUUACAUUAUAAUAUCGCACAAAAAUAUGUCUUGCUUUACAGCAAGACGUCUAAUGUUUUUAUACUUAUUUUUAAAGGAGCUCUAAUAUUUCUAUACUUUUUGAGGUCAACAAAAUUGACACCAGCAAUAUUUCCAGCAGUGACCACAAAUUUGUGAAUUACGUGUAUUUUGCUUUCUGGAAUUGUAAAUUUAAAAAAAAGGUGCCAUCAUCAAAUACGUUUCCUUCUCAUAGGAAUGUCAAUUCAGCCUUAAACUUAAACUACCCACUCCAUUAUUUGCAGACUGUCUUACUUCAAAUGGAAUGUCUGAUUCACUAUGUGAAGACAUUUCAACUUGUUUUGACAUAUUUUCAAAUAUCGUUGUUUGCUUCCAUAGAAACAAUGCUUCAAGACCUGCUUCUGUACUAACAAUACUUCUAACACAAUUUGUUUCCACAUUAAUAUUUUCAUUCAUACGUAAAUAACUAUUUAAUAAUUAUUAUUUAGCAGCAACUUGCCAAUACUCAAUAUUUUCUAUGUCAAUAAACCAAAAAGUACAAAACCUACAAAUAUCAGCAGCCUAUCAAUUACACUACUUAGGGCCAAUUUUACAAACUACAUACAUUGUGAUCAUGAUCAGAGUUUUUGAAAAGCCCUAUUGAGAAUUUUAAACUAUAGAUCCACUUGUUCAGGACAUUUUCCAAAUAAUAAUCAUAUUCCUUAAUUUAGCUUAUCACUGUAUAAUUAGAAAGUCGAACACUUAAAAUAUAUUACUUAACGGACAAUUGUAAUAUGUUUAAAACUUUACAGUAUUAUUUUUAGUUAAUUUAUUUUAUUUAAGUAGUGCCAUAGUAAAAGCUUCCAUUAAUUUUAUGUAAAAGUAUUCAAGAUUUUUUAUUCCUAUUUAUAAUUAUAUAAUUUAAUGUAUAAAUAUACAGGGUGAAUCACGUUGUAUAUUCUUGGAAGAAAAAACUGUAACCAGUGAUGAGAAAUUUUAAUAAAAUUUUGUCAGUAUUGAAUUUUAA